CGCCCUGUAGGCGGGAGCACCCAAUCAACACCGAAAGUGUGAGCCAUACCUACGGUGCGGUCCUGCGGCUGUGGUAUUGUACAUGGAGUAUCUCCGGGAGGGUUGUGCGAUCGUCUUCUGUGCCUGAGGCCGGGAUUAGCCCCAGCUCUCCGGAUGUCAGUGGCCUUCGUACCCGACUGGCUGCGGGGCAAAGCGGAAGUCAAUCAAGAGACUAUCCAGCGGCUCCUGGAGGAGAAUGACCAGCUGAUUCGCUGUAUCGUGGAGUAUCAGAACAAGGGCCGGGCGAACGAAUGCGUCCAGUACCAGCAUGUGUUACACAGAAAUCUCAUUUAUUUGGCUACCAUUGCAGAUGCCAGCCCAACCAGUACUUCAAAAACAAUGGAUUAAUCUUCUAGUUGGCUGUUUUGAGGUGUGAUUGAAUAUAAUCUAUCUCCUAUGAAAUGGAGACAGGAUCUUUACCAACUCAGCUGCUUAAAACAUGAAUGAAACUUCUGUGACUCUUCUAAAAUGUGAAAAUGUGAAGAAAGCUACUAAAUUAACAGUAUUCUCAAUGCAAAUAUUUAUUUUAAUAAUUUAGCAGAUCUGUCAAUAGUGUCCUCUUUCCCGAAAUUGAAGCGUGUUUAAGUAAAAAAGACAUUACAGGCACCUUCAAGCCUAACUUUUUAGUUUUCACCUAGAAAGGAAACCGAGUAGGUGUUGGGCAAUCAGGUCCUACUGAUUGGUGAGAUUCCCAAUUGAAAUCUUGACAAUUAAACAUAAUUUAGGGCUCCCUUCUACCAGUUUGUAGUUGUGAUCCCUCUGACUGCUCUUUUCAGGUUGCCUUGAAAUAAAGCUUGCCUUUCCAUGAAA
This is a messenger RNA of Choloepus didactylus (southern two-toed sloth), 849 nucleotides long. RefSeq names its product SS18 like 2 (gene SS18L2). Bases 154 to 387 code for a protein of 77 amino acids. Lineage: Eukaryota; Metazoa; Chordata; Mammalia; Pilosa; Megalonychidae. Gene Ontology annotation, cellular component: nucleus. Gene Ontology annotation, molecular function: transcription coactivator activity. The transcript has 3 exons. The record is from RefSeq and is a predicted model, not a curated record. Gene Ontology annotation, biological process: positive regulation of transcription by RNA polymerase II.